AUGCCCGCCGCAAAGAAGCAUGUCCCUAUCGUCAAGAAGCGCACUGCGCGCUUCAUCCGCCACCAGUCGGACCGCUUCAUGCGUGUUGACCCCAGCUGGAGAAAGCCCAAGGGUAUCGAUAAUGCCAUGCGCCGUCGCUUCAAGGGACAGGCCGUCAUGCCCAAGAUCGGUUACGGUUCCAACAAGAAGACCCGCCACAUGAUGCCCUCCGGCCACAAGGCUUUCCUCGUCAACAACGUCCGCGAGCUCGACCUUCUCCUCAUGCACAACCGCACCUACGCCGCUGAGAUCUCUCACGCCGUCUCUGCCCGCAAGCGCAUCGACAUUGUCGCCCGCGCCAAGCAGCUCGGUGUCAAGGUCACCAACGCCAAGGCCAAGAUCACCACCGAGGCAUAA
Aureobasidium subglaciale EXF-2481 is the source of this 396-nucleotide messenger RNA. RefSeq lists its product as uncharacterized. The transcript is spliced from 3 exons. Gene Ontology annotation, cellular component: cytosolic large ribosomal subunit; ribosome. The record is from RefSeq and is a predicted model, not a curated record. Gene Ontology annotation, biological process: translation. Gene Ontology annotation, molecular function: structural constituent of ribosome. NCBI's taxonomy places the organism in Eukaryota, Fungi, Ascomycota, Dothideomycetes, Dothideales, Saccotheciaceae. The coding region runs from base 1 to 396 and encodes 131 amino acids.